AUGUCUUCAAGUGAUUCUAGUGACUAUGAAGAGAUGGAUGCGGAACCGGUGGACGCAAUACCGUGUGUAUUCUGUACAGAGGCUUCGUCAAAUGAUCACGAGCUCAUUUCUCACUGCGCGGCAAAACACGGUGUUCAGCUGAACAGCGUUUUCGCGCGGAUGAAGGACGUAUUCGACGUGAUCAAAGCAAUCAACUAUUUGAGGAAAGAAAAGCCUUCGCCGGAAGAGUUCAGCCUGCUGUCCAGCGCGCAGUCGCCUCCCUGGAGCGAUGACAAGUAUUUGGAGCCUUCCAUCCCUAACGAUCCCCUUCUCAGGGUGGAUUUCGAGCGUUCUCAAGAUCAUAAUCAUGACGAGGACUCGAUGAACGAUGUUGCUUUCCUCCGGGAGCAGCUGGAUAUCGCUCACCAACGAAUCGUCCAGAUGCAAAAAACAGCACGAGUGAUUCUCGACGGGAGACAAGGACAGCCCGGGGAUGUCAAAAUAUCGAGAGCCGUUGGAGAUCUCAAAGUCUCCGAAGAUUCAGGCUACAUAGAUUCAUAUUCGCAAAUUGAAAUCCAUGAGACAAUGUUGCAGGACAAGCGCAGAACAGAGAGCUAUCGGGACGCGAUCGUAACGAACACUCCGAUGGUAAAAAACAGAGUCUGCCUCGAUGUCGGCUGCGGUACCGGGAUUCUCUCGAUGUUCCUGGCUCGAGACGGCGGAGCUUCGAAGGUUACCGGCGUCGACUUCUCUGAAAUCAUUUACCACGCGAUGGAUAUCGUUCGCGAGAACAAGCUCGAGAAUAUCGUGCAUCUGGUCAAGGGAAGACUUGAAGAUCUCGAGCUCGAGCCAGCUGAUGUCAUCAUUUCGGAAUGGAUGGGCUAUUUCCUCAUUUAUGAGAGCAUGCUAGAUACGGUCAUCGCUGCGAGGGAUAAAUAUCUCAAGCCCAAUGGAGUGAUGCUUCCCAACAGGGCGAACAUGUAUCUAACGCUCACCGACGAUAUGGAGCUAUACAAGCAGCACGUGGCGUUCUGGGAUGACGUCUACGGUUUCAAGAUGUCAUGUCUGCGUGAACCCGCAAUAGCUGAUGGAGUGGUGCGACAGCUCGCGCCCGAGUCCAUAUGCGGCAGUACCGCGACGAUAAAAACCUUCAACUUGUACACUGUGACCGUUGCGGAUACCAUGUCCUUCCGAUCCCCGUUCGAAUUGAAGAGCGAGCGAGAUACGACAGUCACUGGUCUCGUGGGUUUCUUCGACGCGUGUUUCGACCUACCGCGGAAGGUGGUGUUGAGCACCGACCCGCGCGGAGAACCUACCCAUUGGAAACAAACUACAUUCCUGCUCCCGGAUCCCAUAAAAGUGUCUGCAAACGACAAGAUCUGUGGUACAAUCUGCGUCGAACGGUCUCCCCGUGACCGGAGGGGACUAGAAAUCUGCAUUGAGCUCGACGGUCGCCCUCCCUUGAAAUAUCAUCUGUGAGCGGGUGAUCGUUGUAACUAAUUUAUACAUAUAAUA
This is a messenger RNA of Galendromus occidentalis (western predatory mite), 1494 nucleotides long. It is a transcript of the gene Art3, whose product is annotated as arginine methyltransferase 3. Gene Ontology annotation, biological process: peptidyl-arginine methylation, to asymmetrical-dimethyl arginine; chromatin remodeling. Gene Ontology annotation, molecular function: histone methyltransferase activity; protein-arginine N-methyltransferase activity. The record is from RefSeq and is a predicted model, not a curated record. The transcript has a single exon. Gene Ontology annotation, cellular component: nucleus. Bases 1 to 1458 code for a protein of 485 amino acids. Lineage: Eukaryota; Metazoa; Arthropoda; Arachnida; Mesostigmata; Phytoseiidae.